UUGUACCAAAUUCAACAGCAGGCCAGACUAAUCCUGGCUCUUAGGAGUCAGGGUAGUGAUUGGCCUUCGGAGGUGGGUGGUGGCUGAGCAGGGACACGGUGGGGGCUGGAAUGUUUUGUUUUGGGAUCCGGAUGCUGGUUACAUGGGUGUGUCUAGUUUAUAAAAAUUCACCAGCUGUACACCAGAGAUGUGCCCUUUUUUGUAGUGUGCUCUAUAUGAAUUCAAAAGAAUGUGUAUAGAUACAUAGAAUUACACGUAAUUGCAACAUGCAUAUACACAUGGACGUAUGCAUAUGUACACACCCCCACAAAUACACUCUGGAAUCAGACAGAAAGAUGGGUACUGUAAUUCUGGUCCUGUCACUUACUAGGUUUAUGGCCCUAGACAGGCCCCUGUACUUCACGGAGUCUCAUCUGUAAAAUAGGUUUAAUAAUAUCUCAAACAGGAGCACCGCCUAGCUGGCUCAUUUGGCAGAGCGUGCGACUCUUGGCUCUCGAGGUUGAGUUCGAGCCCCACAUUGGGUGUAGAGAUUACUUAAAAAAAAAUCUUAAAAAAUAUAAAAUACCUCACACAGACAACAAAAACACAUCAGUGCUGGUUGAGAGCACAUGGAUCAAGUACUAUUAAUAUUCUUGCUGUUGUUCCCUUUGGCGAUUGAGUCCAGGCUGGGGCGGGGUAGGGGUGGAGACACUGCUUCCAAGGAGAAGGGGGACCACUGGGAGAGCCAGUCUAAACUGAUAAGCGGAACAUGCUCAUCUUGCAAACUGCUGCAAAGGGAGAAAUCUAACCGUGUGCACUGCGGGGAGGAUGCAUGUGCCAGGCCUGCCUUGGGCCUCUGGGGGAGGAAGAUGGGGUAGUGCACACAGAACUGGGGAAAUGGAUCCUUUCCUGGAGAGCAGGGCCCUUCACUGUCGCUGGGCAAUCAAGACACCCAUGAAAGUUUAAACACCUUCUCAGGGCACACAGCUCCGGGCUGGGGAGCUGGGUCCUUGAGGAGGAAGCGGCCCUGAGGGUCAUUCUCCCCCUUGGGGAAGACUGGCACCUUCAGGAGGGUUGGGCUGGGUCCCAGGAUCCGUGACCCAGUAACCUAGAUUUAUUGCCUGAAGAGGGGAAAGGGCACCGGAGAAAGAAAACAGACUCCUGUUCCAUUCCAGACUCCACUACUUGCGAGCUGUGUGGCCUUGGGUGGGCCAUUCAACCUCUCUUUCGUUUUCCACCUCUGUAAAAUGGGGACAACUCCUACCUCAUACGGUUUGUUGCGAGGAUUUGGCAGCUUCCCUUCACAUGUAGAGUAAAAUCCAAAAUGUUAACAGUGGUCUCCAAAGCCCAGUGAUUUGGCCCGAGUACCACUCUGGUGUCAUCCCCUAGGACUUGCCCUCUUGUAUGCCUUGCUGCUCUUCAAGCAUGGCAAGCUCAUCCCACUGCAGGGGCGUUGCCCUUUUAAUUCCCCUGCCUAGAACUCUUUGCUGCCAGAUCUUGCUGCAGCCAUUGGAGCUCGGCUGAAAUGUCACUCUUUGGGAGGCUUUCUCCAGUCGUUUGGUCUAAAGUGGCCACCUCCAAGGCACUCACCAUCCCAUCACCUGGCUUUCUUCCCAGCACUUAACGACUGAAUGAAAAUAACUUGAUCUUGUAUUUAUUUCCUUGCUUACUCCUGUCUCCCCACCUUGACUGAGCUUCAGAAGGGCAGGGAGCUUAUCUGUCACUCAAAACACGCUUCCACAUGCUCACAUGCAAAGCUCCCACACUCAGGAUGGUCUUGCUGCCCCUGGCCAGCCAGUGUGAAAACCAAUCAGGCUGUUGGUGUGGGUUUUUCCCUGAGAGCAGAAGCCUUUUCCCAGCCCCUCCAGGUGCUGGCGGGAGCCCUGGACCUGCAGACAUGCUGGUGGAGAAAGCUGGAGAGGGCAGCCUGGCAUGGUCGCACAGGAUGUGAGGGUCUCCCACCUCCCUCUGGGGCCCUGGGGCUUCCGUAGGAGCCACAGGCAGGCCUCGGGGCCCAAUUUGCCACAGAGCUGGGAGGAACCAGGGACCGUGUUGGAUGUGUGAGUGUGGGUGAUAGGUGUGUGAGGAUGAGUGUGUGGCUGUGCCUGUAUGUGAAGUGUUGUGUAUGAGUGGGUGUGAGUGUGUCAAAGGUAUGAGCAUACUUGUGAUGGUGUGUGCAUGUGUGUGAGCACAGAAGGGUGUGUUUGAGUGCGUAUGUGUCUCACUGCGAAUGUGAAUGAGUGUAAACCCGUGCAUACACGGGGCGGGGGGGAGAGGCAAGCAUCAAGAAAAUAAAUGCUAACAAGCACAAAGAGAAAAUCUGAAAUCCCUCAUAAUCCAACCACUCAGAGAACCCCUGUUGCGGUGAACCCUGGGGCAGGCAGGUCGCCGCCCCUCUCUGAGCCUGUUUCUCCAACUGUAACGAGGGUGACAUACUACUACCUCGCUCAAAGCCUUGCUGUAUGGAUGAAAGGGCAGAAGGUGAAAGUCGGCCAACAGGAGUUACCAUUCGUGGUCACCUGUGUAUCCGGGCUAAGAGCUGGAGUCUCGAGGCCCCAGUCUUCCUCCCCACCCCCAUCCUCGCACCACGCUGAGCCAGGGACGGAAUUCUGGGGGCGGGAACAGGACUUCAUCCCCUACCCCCAGCCUUAGUUUUCCCCAUCUCAGCAAGAGGCCCAAGCUUCCUCCAGGGGCUUUGCAGACCUGGACCUGCGGGGUGCAUGGCGGACCAAGGCGGGGGUCCCCGAGGCAAGGGACGUAGCAGCUACGACGCGUCUCCCCGAGGUACCGGAGCACGCUCUAAAAGAAACACACUCAGCUCACACUGCGGCUGUGCAGAACCUGGACCGCGCCUUGCGGGGUGUCGCCGGCACCAGACCACACCCUGUUCCCCGCCCACACUCGAAUCCUUCGGCCCAGCCACCGGAAGUCACGGCGGACGGAGCGUUUUCGUGUCGACACUGCCCCGGGGCUCUCAGCAGCAAAUCCCGAGCCCGCGGCGGAGGCUCGAGGAGUGCCGGACAGGGACCCGGGAGGAAUGCUAAGCCCGAGCUCAGACGCACAGAACCGGCUAGCUGCUAGUUGGAGAGAGAGAUCGGACCCCAGAGCUCCUCUAACUGUCCUCCUGCCGCUGGCUGCCUCUUCAGAAACUCCGAGUAGAAAAGGGAGGUGGCAUUUAAGCGAAAGGCCUGGGGGGGGGGGGUUCCAAGUCCCAACUUGUCCCCGUCCUGUGAAGGUGUGACUCAGUUUGCCUAUCUGUAAAGGGGCGAUGGUCCCCGCCUCGUGGACGGGGAAACUGGGAGGCGGCACGAGAAGAGCACACGCUCUCAGCCGAGGCCGUCCGCCCCUCCCCUGGCCCGGGAGCGUCUCUGCCCCCCCGCAGACCGUUUUCUGGGGCGGAGUCUUCGUUCUCUUCUGCACUUGGGAACUUGGCACGGACCCUUGCCGCCGGUUCCACGCGGGGUCCACCCCGGUCCCCGGCUUGGCUCGGGGCGCGCCGGAAGUGCUCCUACGGAAGCCGGCGGGGCGGCGCGCGGCCCUUCACCAUGGCGACGGCUGGGGCCCCGCGGCGUUUCUGCCGCUGCGCCUGCUUCUGCUCCGAGAACUUGUACGUGGCGCGCUACGGGCUCCACGUGCGCUUCCGGGGCGAGCAGCAGCUGCGCCGGGACUACGGCCCGAUCCUGCGCAGCCGAGGGUGUGUCAGCCCCAAGGACUUCCAGCAGCUGUUAGGAGAGGGGCGAAGCGUAUCUACCGGCUGCCGGUGCUCACAGCACCAUUCUGCCAGGCCCUGCUGCAGGAGCUGGAGCACUUCGAGCAGUCAGACAUGCCCAAGGGAAGACCCAACACCAUGAACAAUUAUGGGGUGCUGCUGCACGAGCUAGGCCUGGAUGAGCAGCUGGUGACGCCCCUGCGGGAGCGCUUCCUGCAGCCACUGACAGCGCUGCUGUAUCCAGACUGUGGAGGGGGCUGGCUUGACAGCCACCGGGCCUUCGUGGUCAAAUACGCGCCAGGCCAGGACCGUGAGCUCGGCUGCCACUAUGAUAACGCCGAGCUCACCCUCAACGUGGCCCUUGGCAAGGCCUUCACGGGGGGUGCCCUGUACUUCGGGGGCCUCUUCCAGGUGAGUGUAUGUGACCCACGGCGCAGGGCCUGGGGCAGCCGGGAGUGCCCAGGCCUGAGUCCCGCUUCCUGCAGGCGCCUUCAGCCCUGGCCCGGCCCCUGGAGGUGGAGCACGUGGUGGGCCAGGGCAUCCUGCACCGGGGCGGCCAGCUGCACGGGGCCCGGCCCCUGGGCACGGGCGAGCGCUGGAACCUCGUCAUCUGGCUCCGGGCCUCUGCUGUGCGUAACCGCCUGUGCCCCAUGUGCUGCCGCAAACCUGACCUGGUGGACGACGAGGGCUUCGGCGACGGCUUCACCCGCGAGGAGCCCCCUGUGGUGGAUGUGUGCGCCCUGACUUGAGCCAGGCUGGGCCUUGUGGGGGUAGCAUGGCAGGCGAGGGCUCUGCCUCUUGGGUAGGGUAGGACAGGAAUAAACUCCCUGCAGCCCUCAGGCACUUCUUGGUUCAAAAGGACACAGCGGCUUCUGCGUCAUUCUUUCCCCAGACAGGCUGGCUUGGGUCAGGUUUGUCAGAGCCUGAGGUGGGGAUUCCUGGGCAGGUGGUUUGUUGAAGGAAAACCUUCAGGAGAAGGGUGUGAGGGAAGGACAGGGCGGGAAAGAGCUGGGCCAAGAUGUGGUUUCAAAGGGCAUCCAGCCCCAGCCCAAUCCCGCAGAGCACUCGAGCAUGAAUCUAGCAGUCUGCGCCCCCGCCCCCCCCCCCCCCCCCCCGCGUCAGAGAGGCUAUAGGGUGUCUCUGGGCUGCGGUGGGCGGUGGGUGGGGAGGUGGCAGUGACUUCCCAGAUAUCCAUCUCCAGGGCAGGUUGGCUCCCAUGACCAAGGGAACCUUCCAGAGAAGAGUACAGGUGAGUUAGGAACACACACCACAGCAGGGAUGGAGAGCAUCUGUCUAUAAAGGGGAUUUGGGUGAGCCACCAAUAGCAACUUCUAGUUGGUGAUGAGGGCUUAGCACAGCGGGGUUUAAGAGCAGGACUCAAGCCAGACUGCCUGGGCUCAGAUUCUGAUUCUGCGGCUUCCAGUGGUGUGACUGUGGGGCAGCCACGUGACCUCUUUGUGCCUUGGUUUCCUCUCCUGGAAAGAACCUAUCUCCUAAAGCUGUUGUGAGAAUCAAAUGAGUUAACGUUCAUAAAGUGCUUUACAGCAGCCCUCUGUGUUUGCUGUCAUUAUUAUUGAAAAAUUUGCAACUGGGCAGCUCCCAAACUGGGGGGAGUGCAGCUGUGCCGGGCUUGGGGGUGCACAUUUGCAAACCAGGGGUUUCCGUAUUGAAAUCUUGAGUUCUGGCUUCCCUGGGAGGGUGGGAGGAUCUGGAACACCAGGCCUCGUUCCACACUGGAGAAAUUGGCAGCAGAACCUCAGCUGCCCACUCCGGACACAGGCCUUCGGGGCACUCCCUCACAGGG
This is a messenger RNA of Zalophus californianus (California sea lion), 5492 nucleotides long. RefSeq names its product 2-oxoglutarate and iron dependent oxygenase domain containing 2 (gene OGFOD2). Gene Ontology annotation, molecular function: L-ascorbic acid binding; oxidoreductase activity, acting on paired donors, with incorporation or reduction of molecular oxygen; iron ion binding. The record is from RefSeq and is a predicted model, not a curated record. Bases 3248 to 4432 code for a protein of 394 amino acids. Lineage: Eukaryota; Metazoa; Chordata; Mammalia; Carnivora; Otariidae. The transcript is spliced from 4 exons.